CAUCAGCUCUAAAACCUUGUGGAUAAAACUCCCCGUCGCCAUUUUAACAGGCUCACAGAAAGAAGGUUAUCCGAUUGCUUUGACUCAUUUAUAUAUACACCCUGUUGUAUUUGGUUGGUUAGUUAAAACGAAGGUCUUCCCUGCAGUCUUUUUGUGGUAGCUACAUUUGUACCACGUUUAAACGAGUUGUGUGUAGUACUUUCUUAACAUUCGAUUGCUAGUUCUUUCAGAAAAAUAGCAUUCGCAAUGCCGAGCCACCCGCUGCGCGUGGCGGUGGUGUGCUCGAGCAACCAGAACCGCAGCAUGGAAGCGCACAACAUCCUCAGCAAGCGUGGCUUUGACGUGCGCUCUUUUGGGACAGGGUCCCAUGUGAAGCUACCUGGUCCAGCACCGGACAAGCCCAAUGUGUAUGACUUCAAAACGACUUAUGAACAGAUGUACAACGACCUGGUCCGCAAGGACAAGGAGCUAUACACACAGAAUGGAAUCCUGCACAUGUUGGACCGCAACAAGCGGAUUAAGUCCCGACCGGAACGCUUCCAGAGCUGUAAGGACCAGUUUGACCUGGUCAUCACCUGUGAGGAGAGGGUCUACGACCAAGUGCUGGAGGACCUGAGCUCUCGGGAGCAGGAGACCUUCACGCCGGUUCACGUCAUCAACGUGGACAUCCAGGACAACCACGAGGAGGCCACACUGGGGGCUUUCCUCAUCUGUGAGCUGUGUCAGUGUAUCCAGCACACCGAUGACAUGGAAAACGAGAUGGACGAGCUGCUGCAAGAGUUUGAGGACAAGAGCAACAGGCCUUUCCUCCACACAGUCUGCUUCUACUGAUGCACCUGCUACCAAAUCUGCAAUAUCAUACGCCCCCUGACCAAACAUGCACGUUUAUACACAGGCUCAUGUGCACUUCCGUAUGAACUUCCUGAUUUACUUUUCACACAGACCUACACAAUGCUCAAUCUCUGCUGUUGGUCAGGGCCGAGGGUGAAGGGAUGGUUGCUUUCUGCUUUCUCAAUUAAGUGGACAGGCUCAUCCCUCCCUCCUGCUCUGCCUUUCCUCCUUGGGGCCAAGGUGGGUCCAAAGUCCUCCCCCCAUUCUAUAGUGAAACCACUGACCCGCCUCCCCACAAAGAGAAAUGCCUCUUUUGUCAAAAUCCUCUACCUCCAAAGGAGGAUUUUUUUGUUGUUCAAGUGUUGCACAGUGAUGUGGAUUGCAAAGCAACAUUGAUUUGAGUUCCUUUUAAAGAAUGAAUAUAUUUUUUAUUUUAAGUAUACUUUGUCACAUUUACUCUUUAUUGUGGAGAGUAGUAGUGUUUACGGGAUAGAGUGGAGACGGGUUAGGUAUGAAUGUGUGACUGUAUCUGAGUGUGAACCAGUAGUUAAUUAGGAAUUAAUCUAAAUAGGGGGCUAUAUAAUGAACAACCAAAUAGAGACUUCAAGGUUCUCAUUUUGCCCUCUUAAUUUACGUUCUGUAUGAUUCAUAUUUAAAAACAAGAUUUGCUACCUUUUUCAGGGAGGAAUAUUUUUUUCUUUUGUAAAUUGAAAAGAAUGAAAACAUUGUAAUUAUUUGCAAACUGAGGACUCAGUCCAUAGUGCCUGAAUAUUUCUGUAUGUACAUAUGAAUCCAAUGAAUGAAUAAACAUGUCGAGAAAAACA
This is a messenger RNA of Oncorhynchus keta (chum salmon), 1655 nucleotides long. RefSeq names its product RNA polymerase II subunit A C-terminal domain phosphatase SSU72. The transcript is spliced from 5 exons. Gene Ontology annotation, biological process: termination of RNA polymerase II transcription. Lineage: Eukaryota; Metazoa; Chordata; Actinopteri; Salmoniformes; Salmonidae. Gene Ontology annotation, molecular function: RNA polymerase II CTD heptapeptide repeat phosphatase activity. The coding region runs from base 247 to 831 and encodes 194 amino acids. Gene Ontology annotation, cellular component: mRNA cleavage and polyadenylation specificity factor complex; nucleus. The record is from RefSeq and is a predicted model, not a curated record.